This is a messenger RNA of Ostrinia nubilalis (European corn borer), 2556 nucleotides long. RefSeq names its product nematocyst expressed protein 4-like. The record is from RefSeq and is a predicted model, not a curated record. The coding region runs from base 487 to 975 and encodes 162 amino acids. The transcript is spliced from 6 exons. NCBI's taxonomy places the organism in Eukaryota, Metazoa, Arthropoda, Insecta, Lepidoptera, Crambidae.
CAUUAAAUUCAUGUAGCCUUGUAGGUUGGUAUUUUUUUGUGAAAUUAUUUUAUAAAUCAUACCUAUCUUACUGAGAAGAUUUUAGCCUUUCAAACUCAAGAGAACAAGCAUGAGAUGUAAUGAUCAGCAACACACAAAGUCAUAAUAAUAUCUGUUGCUAAUGUUACUUAGUGAAUCUAUAAACAUCCAAAUAUCUUACAAUGUUUUUGUUAAUAGUUUGGUAGAAUAUUACGCAUUAGGUUGUGCUACAGACAAUUGAAUUAUCUUUAAUCUGAUAAAAUUAAUGUUAUCAUUAAUUUCUAAAUAACUUUCAGUACUGUAGUGCAUGUGUCUGUGGCUUGUGGUUUGUGCCAUUAAAAUAUCAAUUAAUUUCUUGUUUCUUUGCAACUUAUUUGUGUCGUGCUGUGGUGUUCCUGACUGACAAUACGUGAAGUUGUUUUCCGUUACUUGAAGUAAAAAAUAAAAUUGCACUGGCCCGUGGGCAUCAUGGAGGCGGUGAUCACGGCCGUGUUCGUGCUGAGCAUCGUGGUGGUGCUGCUGCUCAUGCUGUGCCGCUGCUGCUCGCGCGACAGGUCCCGCGGGCAGGUCAUCACGCCGCCCGCGCCGCCCGGCACCGUGCCCGCGCCAUACCCGCAACAGCAGUAUUCCACUGUAGUGACGACGUACCCGGUGGCGCAAGCGCCGUACCCGGCGGCGCAAGCCCCGUAUCCGGCGGCGCAGGCCCCGUAUCCGGUGGCGCCGUACCCGGCGGCGCCGGUGGGUAUGCCGACGCCCGGCGCCGGCGCGCCGUACCCCACCGCCAUGCCCUACCCUCACCCGCAGCCGCAGCCGCAUGUCGCGCCGAGCGCGCCCGAUGCUAACGUUUUCUUUGGGAUGGCCCCGCCUGGAUGGAACACGCAAGCGCUGCCGCCAUCUUACGAGCAGGCGACGGGCGCGGAGUUCAAGCACGCCACGCCCUACAACCCGGGCUACUAGCUUCCCAUUAACUCAAGGGAUGUCGCCGGAUACCCACUAGUCGCCGCAUGCCUGUCUUUUUGAUACAUCAUAACUGCCAUUUUAGUGCGUCACUGCUGUCAAAAUGGGGCCUCGUAGCUGUCAAUUUGAGGCCUUAGGGCCUUGGCAGUCCGUAAUCGUCUUUUUGAUGUUUCUUCUUGAUCGUCGUUUUGACGCUUGAAAGCUGUCGUCGUGAGGCGUUAAUGAUCCGCAAUUUGUUUUCAAAUAUUUUUUACAUUGGUGCUGUGAAUAUACAGAUCAUUCCAUCAAUAUGAUCAACUUGACAGUUAAAUGUAUAAAACCAUCAUUCCAUAUAAGUAAUGGAAUCGAUAUUUGUUACAAAAUCGUCACGUUAUAUGGUCGACACGUAACGAAAGCGGCAUAGCGUCAUUCCCGGUCAGUUGUGAUGGACUUAAACAAACGGCGGUUGAAUCGACAUGUGCUAUAUUAUACUUGAUGUAUUCUAAAUGUGAUUUAUGUAAGCUUAUGUAAAAUUUGAGAUUUAUUUUUCAUAUUUUAAGUAAUAAGUAAUGGAAACCGAAACUGUUAAAAGGAAAAUGUAUGUUUUAAAAUUUUUACUUUCUAUUUAAUGCAGGCGUUUAAAUGAGGAAAAAUGUUCAAGUGAUGAUUGAACUAAUACAAAUAUAAAUAACUGUAAAGGUAACUAUUCUGCGCACUCUAUUGCUCAGGGAUUUCAAGUUACCUUUUGGACUGUAUUUUAUGUAAUAGCAUUGAGCUUAGCGAGUAAGUGUAAUAGUAGGCGCACACCGUUGCUUUUUAGUUGGCCGAUAGUUGUGCCCGAUUUUAAAUUGUAUGAAGAAUCGGCCAAAUCGAAUCGGCGUAGUGUGCGCACUCCCAUACGCCCAUACUGAUCAACUGCCCGACUAAACUAUCGGCCGACGAAAAAUCAACGGUGUGCGCCUACUCUUAGAAAUGAUAAUCUUUUAAUCAUAACGUUGAGUUUAUUUGAUAAAAAGCUUUGUUCCGAAUUUCUUAAGUACAGGGUCACAAUUUUAUUUUUCUACGUUAUUUUGGUAGACUUACUUUUGGUAUUUGUGUAGUUCAGUAAAAUACAACUAGAUCAAAACUGUUGCAACUCGAAAACGCGUUAAAUAUUAAGUUAAGAACUGGUCAAUUUAACAUACUUGUACGUACAUAUCGUUAUUAGCAAAGUCAAAAUUUCAAAAGUUAUCGUAAGACAAAAAAUACUAGUUUCUUUUGUAUUGUUUGGCGGUUCCAACCUCGGAGUCCGAUUUAAUGAGUCGCUUCUUUCUUUCGCCUGAAAUAAUGAAACGUGCCUUUUUCGUAUCGCGGUAUAAUCUUGAAUGAACAUUUAAUUUAAGAUUUUCAAAAAUGUAUUUGAUUAGUUAGGAAUAUAAAAAACGCUUUUUGCAGAUUGUGAACAUGUUUGUAAUAUUAGUGGUCCAGUUUUGAUCGAGGCGGAGUCUCACAGGCUCGCAGUAUGAUAUGAUGCACCUCGGGCCGUCUGUGGUCUAGUCGAAACGUACACGUUUAAACGUAUUUAGGACUGACAAUAAAGACGUAAAUGUAGUGAAGACAAAA